UAAUCGUGUGCCGUGGUAUUAUCUGCGCUUACCAAACGAAAAAAACUAUAAAUCAAAUAACUUGCGCGAUUCAUCUCGAUCUCAAAGAUAUCGAUCGUUUAUAAAUACGCAGAAUCACACAUACAUUGCACGAUAUAUUUAAAAUAAAUUUUAAUCGGAAUGUGUGCGAGUAUCAAUACGUACGAGGUAGCUUUCCUACGAUAAGACAACCAUGUGACAAACUCGUGAAGUGAGGAGUAACAAUGUAAAUUCAUCGGGGCUAACAUUAAGAUUAUAAAUUCUCGUAUAAAUCUCAAUUGUCGCAGAAAUAGCAGAUUCGAAGGACGAAAACACGUUUGUGUCUGUGAAAAUCGGAAAUUUUCCUACGCGUGUUUAAUCGAAGGGAUAGAUUAUUUUGCGCAGUAUCUUAUCGGUGUCUCUGUAAGAGAGCGCGAUAAAUCUCUCACGAAUGAAAAAUAUAAACGUGUGAUCGAACUCUGAGAGUCGGAUAAACGGCAGGUAAUCAUUGCGUGUCGUAUCGCAUCGUGAAAACGUCGAGAGGGAGAAAAAUCACGUAGUUUUGCGUCUGUCGCGCUAUAACCCGAAAAAAAUCACCCUCUUGCUCGUGUUCUUACAUAAGAAUGGUAUGGCGGCACAGACAUAUGGUCGGAUACCGGAUAUUUCUCGUUAUUACUAUACCAGCUACGUACAUUUUUUACGUCAGUAUGAUGGGACUGUUUUCUGACAGUUCAAAUAUCGUCUACGAAGCAGACUGGCAGGGACGUAAAUUGCUACAGGCGGACGAGUUGGAGCAACAAGGGAACGAUAGUUACAACUGCACGCCACCGACCAUCAAAGAAUUCCCGUCUGACGGAUUUACGCGACGGCAAAGACAGGCAGGAUUUGUAGUAAUCCACUUCGUCAUCGCUAUCUAUCUGUUUUUAUUACUUGCUAUUGUCUGCGACGAUUAUUUCGUUCCCUCUAUUAAGAAAAUUUGCGAGAAGCUUAAUGUCACUGAGGAUGUGGCUGGCGCGACCGUGAUGGCGGCUGCGAGUUCGAGUCCGGAAUUGUUCAUCAACGUCAUUGGCACCUUCGUGACGGAAGGUGAUUUGGGAGUCGGCACUAUCGUCGGUUCCGCGGUAUUCAACAUAUUAGCGGUACCCGCGUGUUGCGCGUUGUUUGCGAACAAAGUAUUACACUUAGAACGGUGGCCUGUGUCGCGUGAUACAUUGGCAUAUGCCUUGACAGUUCUUCUCUUGAUCUUGACUCUGCGAGACGGACGUAUCGAGUGGUAUGAGGCGCUCAUCCUCGUCGCUUGUUACAUUUUGUAUAUAACAGCAAUGUGUUUCAACCGCCGUAUCAGCAAUUUCAUAAAUCGAGUAACGUCUAGAAAGAAAAGAUAUAGAAAUAUCUGCGAAGAGAGUCCCCUGCUUCUACCAAAUAACUUGAUCAAAGAAACGGAGAUUUGUGAAUUUUCGAGUUCGAGUGAGGCGGACGAAUCACUCGAGAUAGUAAAUAUGACGUCUUGGCCGAAUUCGACAUGUGAGAAAAUAUGGUGGAUAAUCACUUGGCCCAUUAAUCUAGUAUUACUCAUUACUAUUCCCGACUGCAGAAGGAGCAAAUUACGAUUCUGCUAUCCUAUUACAUUUUUCAUGUGUGUGAUAUGGAUUGCGACUUCAUCCUACAUUAUUGGAUGGGUUAUCACUGUUAUCGGCAAUACUUUUAGAAUUCCUGAUUCUAUUAUGGGCUUAACGUUUCUCGCAGCAGGAAUGAGCAUACCUGAAGCAGUUUCAAGUGUUAUUGUUACAAAUCAAGGUCUCGGAGGUAUGGGGAUAAGUAAUUCGAUUGGAUCAAACGUAUUCGAUGUCUUAUUGUGUCUCGGAUUGCCAUGGUUUAUAAAAGCUACGCUAUUACCGAAAAUACCCGGACAAUAUUAUGUUCAGAUCAAUUCUCAGGGACUAGUAUACAGUUCAGCAUCUCUCUUUUCUACGUUAAUCAUCUUAUAUGGAGCUUUACUUAUUAACAAAUUCAAAUUAAAUCGAACAGUCGGAAUCAUCUGUCUCGUGAUGUACAUCGUAUUUUUGAUAUUUGCAUCCAUUAUAGAACUAAAUACAUUCUUUGUCGUUAAUUUACCGAUAUGUAUUGACUAGGAAAUAUAUCAAUUUUCUUCAGACAUAAAGCAAUAUUUAUGUUUUUGGUUGAUAUCUGUGUGUGAAUCUGUAUGUUGCGGCAAGCAAAUUUUUACUUAAAACAACUUACUUAAAACAAAACUUGUUUGUACAAUUUUCGUACAAGUAUCAAACAAAGAUAUCUGAAUAUUAAUAAAGCUUUAAUUAAUAUAUAAAAUUAAAAACAA
Messenger RNA from Cataglyphis hispanica, 2335 nucleotides. RefSeq names its product sodium/potassium/calcium exchanger 4-like. The coding region runs from base 621 to 2129 and encodes 502 amino acids. The record is from RefSeq and is a predicted model, not a curated record. Gene Ontology annotation, biological process: calcium ion transmembrane transport; intracellular calcium ion homeostasis. Gene Ontology annotation, cellular component: membrane. The transcript is spliced from 9 exons. NCBI's taxonomy places the organism in Eukaryota, Metazoa, Arthropoda, Insecta, Hymenoptera, Formicidae. Gene Ontology annotation, molecular function: calcium channel activity; calcium, potassium:sodium antiporter activity.